GACGGCGGACGCCGUGCGGCCUAGGGGGCCGCGAUGGCCGCCUACAGACCCGGGGUGCUCAUCGGCAACUGGAACGAGGAGGCGUAUUUGGAGGAGGACCGCAUCAGGGAUUUUAUGCGUAAAAAAGAACGAGGAGAGCUUUUAACACAGAAAAUAAACAAACUUCAAGAUAAACUUCUAAAGAAGAUACACCUGUCAGUGUCUAAGGAUGGAUUUGUUCAUUUUGGAGACACUGUGAUUCUUCUCAACCCACCCAACAAAUCCCCAGUGGAGAAUUACCCUGGAGCAUGUGGCAGUCUGACUUUGGCAGUUGAUCUGGAUGAAAUAUCCAUAUAUUCGGUUGAAUCACUGCAAGUCCCUUGUGGAGUUAGCGCAGUCAAGAGUGUGGACCCUACGGGUCGGAAUACUUUUUGUAUUUUAAGUGUUGGUGGAGAUGCAGUGGGUGAACCGAUUAGAUUUGGGCAAAACUUUGGUCUUGGGACAACAGGAGGGCUUUCUGACCAAAUGUUAUAUCUAGCAAGUGACCAUAAGUCAUUUAUGAGAUCUGCUAAAAAAUCUUACCUUCAACAAGUGUUUUUGACAGAUGAGCGUUCCUAUCUGACUUGCUGGAAAGCUGUCUUCUUGGAUCCACAGCUGCGUCUUGAAUAUGAAGGAUUUCCAGUUCCUGCAAACUCUGAAAUUAUUAUUACUCAUUGCCAUACUAAUCGGAGCUUAGCUGUUCCAAGGAACUUUUGGACAAGGUCUUAUUUUGGAAAAGAAUAUGAAGUAGUUUGUCACACUUAUCUGGACUCCCAUAAAGCCGAAGAAGAUAAGAAUUACUGGAAAAUAGUUACAGGAGAUCCUGGUGAUGAGGAUGGUACAAUGAUUGAGAGACCAAACCCUCACCCAGCGGGGAUCAGAAGGAAUGAAUUUCAUGAAGAGACAUAGAAUAUAAAAAUCCCAGACUACAGCUGAUGGGGGUUGAUGAGAUUCUGAUUCUUGUUUUUUCUUGUUUUUAGUUCUAGAUAUGUUUGUUUUAAAAAAGGAAAUGAAAGUCUACCAUUAGUAAUACUGCAUAAUCUCAUUAACUCAUCAAGGUUAUACAGCGGGUAAAAACUAAUAAAAUUUGAUGAACCAUGCAAAACAUCAAAAAAUCAUGAAUCAUGAAGGGUUUAUUUUCCCAUUUUCACAUUCACUGAUGGCAAAAGAUGUCAGAAUCCAGGAAAUCUAAUAUAUUUUCACUAUAUUACUGGCCUUUAGAGUGUUUUUAACCAAUUCUUCCAAAACCAAGCCAGUGUCACACUUUUUAAAAGGAUGAGUUUACAGUUUCCGAAACACUGAAAACCAAACUCAUGCAAGCUGUCAUGGGAUACUUUGACAUUUAAAGUUCAUCUGAAAGGAAGUUGGUUGUUGAGUUUGUUCCACGCUCUGUCUGGCACAAUUUUGCCAAUUAUUAAAAAAAUCACAAGUGAGAUCUCUUUAUCUUGAGAAUGGCUUUGGAUUUAUGGGAAUUAAUUAAAAAGGUAUAAAUUGAUUUUUUUUUAAUGUUUGUCCAUGUAUUCUAAACAUUUAAAUGCCAAAUAAUCAAGAACAUGAGCACAGUGAUACAGACUAGAGACUUCCAACAGCCUCUUCCAUACAUCACCAUGAUCCAUUUGCCUCUCAUCCACACAAUUUUUCAAUCCAUAUUAAUUUCUACCAAGCUGACAGCAAGGUAAAAUUGUCAAAGAAAAUUAAGCACACACACCCCCACACCCCCACCCGUUUCAUGAAAAGAAAUGUCAAAGUAGAAAAAGAGUAAGAGAUACUGUAAGUUUAUCCAGUAAGAAAAAGAUUGUAUUCUGUGUUUAUACCUAAUUAGAACCAGAGAAUGCACAU
This is a messenger RNA of Athene cunicularia (burrowing owl), 1857 nucleotides long. RefSeq names its product cilia and flagella associated protein 161 (gene CFAP161). Gene Ontology annotation, biological process: cilium assembly. Gene Ontology annotation, cellular component: motile cilium. The transcript is spliced from 7 exons. The record is from RefSeq and is a predicted model, not a curated record. Lineage: Eukaryota; Metazoa; Chordata; Aves; Strigiformes; Strigidae. The coding region runs from base 34 to 927 and encodes 297 amino acids.